This is a messenger RNA of Penicillium psychrosexuale, 816 nucleotides long. Its product is annotated as mitochondrial 54S ribosomal protein bL27m. The transcript has a single exon. Gene Ontology annotation, molecular function: structural constituent of ribosome. The record is from RefSeq and is a predicted model, not a curated record. The coding region runs from base 1 to 816 and encodes 271 amino acids. Lineage: Eukaryota; Fungi; Ascomycota; Eurotiomycetes; Eurotiales; Aspergillaceae. Gene Ontology annotation, cellular component: ribosome; mitochondrial large ribosomal subunit. Gene Ontology annotation, biological process: translation.
AUGUUCAAGCCGCGAGUGCUAGCGCCCCUGCGGGCACUGGAGCGAGCCUUUACCCCGACAAUCCGGUCGACACCGACGCUCUCGCAAUCGCAAUCCCUCCUGCGCACUCUCUCCGCAACAUCCACAUUCCCGAAAACCACACCAACACCCUCCCUCUCCCGCGCACUCCUCCCAUUCACACAAGUGCGUUACGCCUCACACGCCUCCCAAGGAACGGCCAAUCAACACUCCCGUGAUCCGGCCGGUAAGCGUCUCGGAGCGAAGCGUUCGGGCGGCGAGUACGUGGUAACGGGAUGCAUCAUUUUCCGGCAGCGUGGCUCGCUAUGGUUUCCCGGUGAGAACUGCGGAAUGGGACGGGACCACACGAUCUACGCAACACAGUCCGGCUACGUGCGCUACUACCUCGACCCGCUCAAGCACUCGAAGCGCCGGUAUAUCGGAGUCGUUUUUGACAAGGAUGAGCAGCUCCCGCACCCUCGCAAUGCGCCCAGCCGACGCAAGCUGAACAUGGCACCUGUGCCGAUAACGGAACGUGUCGUGGCUCAGUCUGAUCUCGUUGCUUCUGUUGAUGAGAGCGGUGUCCGUGUGACGGAUGUCGAGGCUGUCCAGGCCGAGUCUGGCCCCCAGCUCCGCCCCGGUUACAUGUACCGUGAGGCUAAUUGGGAAAUUGGUCGGGCCGCUGAGAAGGCUGGUAUCACUGCUAUGGCGCAUGAUCGUGGUAACCGUUGGUUGGCGUGGAGGAAGCGUCAGCAGAGAGCCGAACGGGCUGCUCAGCUGAAGAGUUUGAAGGGCAAGAAGAAGACAGCCAAGAAAUGA